AUGGCACAGCUCCCUCACACUCCCCCCGUCCCUCAUCUCCCCGUCCCUCAUCUCCCCAUGCCUCUCCUCCUCAUCCCUCAUCUCCCCAUCCCUCACCUCCCCGACCCUCAUUUCCCCAUCCCUCUCCGCGGCAUCUCUCAUAUCCCCAUCCGUCACCUCCCCAUGCCUUACCUCCCCACCCGUCAUCUUACCAUCCCUCAUCUCCCCAUGCCUCUUCUCCCCAUCCCUCAUCUCCCCAUCCCUCUUCUCCCCAUCCCUCAUCUCCCCAUCCCUCUCCACCCCAUCCCUCAUCUCCCCAUCCCUCAUCUCCCCAUGCCUUAUCUCCCCGUCCUUCACCUCCCCAUUUCUCUUCUCCCCAUCCCGGAAUCUCCCCAUCCCUCACCUCCCCGCCCCUCAUCUCCCCUUCCCUCGUCUCCCAAUCCCUCUUCUCCCCCGUCCCUCAUCUCCCCGUCCCUCACCUCUCCAUGCCUCUUCUCCCCAUGCCUCAUCUCCCCAUCCCUUAUCUCCCCAUCCCUCAUUUCCCUGUCCCUCAUCUCCCCAUCCCUCUCCUCCUCAUCUCUCAUAUCCUUAUCCGUCACCUACCCAUUCCUUAUCUCCCCAUCCCUCAUCUUUCCAUCCCUCAUCUCCCCUUCCCUCAUCUCCCCAUCCCUCAUCUCCCCAUCCCUCUCCUCCUCAUCUCUCAUAUCCCCAUCCCUCACCUCCCCAUGCCUUAUCUCCCCAUCCCUCAUCUUACCAUCCCUCAUCUUACCAUCCCUCAUCUCCCCAUCCCUCUUCUCCCCUUCCCUCAUCUCCCCAUGCCUCAUCUCCCCAUCCCUCAUCUCCCCAUGCUUAUCUCCCCAUCCAUCAUCUCCCCAUCUCUCUUCUCCCCAUCUCUCUUCUCCCCAUCCCGGGUUCUCCCUAUCCCUCACCUCCCCAUCGCUCAUCUCCCCUUCCCUCGUCUCCCAAUCCCUCUUCUCCCUGUCCCCAUCUCCCCGUCCCUCAUCUCCCCUUGCAUCUUCUCCCCAUCCCUCAUCUCCCCAUCCCUCAUCCCAUUUCCCCAUGCUCAUUCUGAUCUGA
This is a messenger RNA of Closterium sp. Yama58-4, 1056 nucleotides long. The record is from the annotation of a GenBank genome assembly. NCBI's taxonomy places the organism in Eukaryota, Viridiplantae, Streptophyta, Zygnematophyceae, Desmidiales, Closteriaceae.